Messenger RNA from Stylophora pistillata, 2496 nucleotides. RefSeq names its product serine-threonine kinase receptor-associated protein. Gene Ontology annotation, molecular function: protein binding; RNA binding. Gene Ontology annotation, biological process: spliceosomal snRNP assembly. Gene Ontology annotation, cellular component: SMN complex. NCBI's taxonomy places the organism in Eukaryota, Metazoa, Cnidaria, Anthozoa, Scleractinia, Pocilloporidae. The record is from RefSeq and is a predicted model, not a curated record.
GUUUUCCUGAAAACCGAGUUCCCAUUUCGUGAUCUAUUCCUCAGUGUACUUUUCUUUAAGUUUCAGAGAAUGGCUAGACAAAUACCUCUAACAUGUAGCGGGCAUACAAGACCGGUGGUUCAUCUAUCUUUCUCUGAUAUAACUCCUUAUGGGUACUUUCUUAUAAGCGCGUGUAAAGAUGGAAAGCCCAUGUUACGACAAGGUGACACAGGAGACUGGAUUGGUACUUUUGAGGGUCACAAAGGAGCAGUAUGGAGUGCUACCUUAAAUAAAGAUGUUACCAAGGCAGCAACUGGGGCUGCAGACUUCACAGCUAAAGUAUGGGAUGCUAUCAGUGGGGAUGAAGUUAGAAGUUUACCACAUAAACAUAUUGUAAAGGUUGUGGAUUUUUCUCCAGAUGGGAAGAGACUCCUUACAGCCAGUAAUGAAAAGCUCUUGAGAGUAUUUGAUCUUCAAGAUGAAAGUGCUGAACCAGACUUAUUAAAAGGUUAUACUGAAGACAUAAGAGCUGCACUGUGGAGCAAAGAUGGCAAGUAUAUCAUGAGUGGAGGAGAAGAUAAAGCAGUAAGGCUUUGGGAUACAAGAAAUAUGACCGAGGUAAAGAAAGUAGAAAUACCACAGAGUGUAACAAGCAUGGUUCUAUCAAAGGAUGGCAGUAUACUUGUUGUCACAUAUGACAGGACUAUCUCUUUUUGGGAUCCAGACAGAAUGGAACUGAUCAAGUCCUUUGAUGCUCCGACACCAAUAUUUUCAGCUUCGCUCCACCCUAGCAAGUCUUGUUUUGUAGCUGGAGGAGAUGACUUCAAGCUCUAUAAGUUUGAUUAUGAGGAUGGAAAGGAAAUAGAAUCCUUCAAAGGUCACUUUGGUCCUGUGCAUUGUGUGAGGUAUUCCCCAGAUGGUGAGCUGUAUGCAUCUGGGUCUGAAGACGGAACACUGCGACUUUGGCAGCACACUGUGGGCAAGACCUAUGGGCUGUGGCGAGCUGUUAACAAUGGUGUCUCAAAUGAAGCCACAAAUUCCUGAGAGAUAAGCCAGUCAUCUUAAUAAGUUAAAGAUAACAAGAUCUUUUAGCUUCAUGUUUGAUAAAAUUUACUCCAGAGUAAUAUUGCUUUAACCUUGGUAUUUGUUUGAAAGGUACAUACUAUAUCUGUCUGUAUGGUUGUAAAAAAACAAGUUGGUUUUACUAAAAGUAUAGAAAAAAUAAGAAAUUUUUUUUUUCAGCAUUGAAGUCCAAAACUGCCUCUCAUUGGCAUCACUACCCCUUCUCAUUAUCUCUAUUUAUUGCAGAGUUAAAUUGGGAAAUAACUCACAAUAUUUUUUGGAAGGACAGUCAAUUUAGAAGGCUAAAAUCAAUAUGCAAGAAAGAAGUAUUGUUCCAGUUUUCUGAAACAAGCUACUCUUCUUACUAUCUCGCUGUACAUAUUGUUAGAAUUAAAAGAAACAAAUUUUCACAGACAGUGUAAUCAUAACAUUAUAUAUUAAUUAAUAUUAUGUACUUUGUUAGGUAUUAGUGCAUGAGCCUUUCUGAAAAAACUCCAUGAUAUUUAUAGCCAAACUCAUUUGUCUGUUAUCCAGUUAGCUCCAAGAAAUGUAGUGUCUUGAGGCUGGUUUUCAUUUCUAAUGCAAGUUUAAGUAUGCAAUGCAGUGCACCAAAACUGCCACUUGGGUGCUGCUUUUGAUAGAGAAGAAAAAUACCCAUAAAAGGUAAAUUAUUAAGCACAAACUUCUCUUAAUUCUUGUUUUGUUUUAUUUUUAAAUGUUAUCUGUGCAGUUGAGAUGAAACAGGCUACAUUAACAGAAUAAUCUUUUCAUUGAUGGUAUUUUCAGAAAUGUAUAUUGCAUGUUUCUUCAAACCAUUUUCAUGCAUUCUAAACAUAACUAUUUUUGCAUAAAGUUACUCUAACUUAUGUAUGUACUUACAUGUCGCUAACUCCUUAACUCCCAGGAGUGACCAAGACAUAAUUUCUCCUUACAUUAUCAAUACAAUAUCAAGCAGACAAGUGAUGAGAAUAAAGAAAAAUAUCAAUUAGGGCAUUAUUAGUUGAUCCAAUACCAAAUUCUCUGAACCAACAACAUGAGAAUUGUACAGCAGACUGUAAGGAGAAUUACUAAUGUGAUCUUAGGAGUGCAAAAGAUUUAAUGAGACUUAGAGACCUUUUUAUUAUGUGAUCAGUCCCAAUUCUCCCUCCUUUUUAGCUCUGUGCUGCUUUCAAACAGCAUUUACCAGGUUUUAAUUCCAUGCACACCUCUUUUGUCACGAUCACAGAUUAUUUCAUGUCUUGCACAUUUCCGUAGACGUGUUUUUCAGUUAUAUUUUCUACAAUGAAAUAAGUAGUAUGAUCUUGUAGAAAAGAUGCUGAGCAGCAGUGGCAACCAAUUGAAAAAAAAGAUAGAUAAGUGUAGUCACAGCAACCAUUGUCAAAGAGACUAUUUAAGUAAAUUAACCCACUGUUAAAAGUAACACCUAAUAUAGAAUUAAACAAUAGUGAACUCCUG